This is a messenger RNA of Odocoileus virginianus texanus, 948 nucleotides long. The record is from RefSeq and is a predicted model, not a curated record. Lineage: Eukaryota; Metazoa; Chordata; Mammalia; Artiodactyla; Cervidae.
CCCUCUGUAUGCCAGCUGUUACCAUUACGGAGACCUUGCCCCCAGGGGUUAAGUAGGAGAAAACCUCUCCUGUCCUAUAGGAGAGCAAACUCGGAAAGUUCCAGCCCCUAACAUGCCUAAUUCAAAGCAAUCUGCAUGUGCUUGUCAUUCGGUCUGUCCUGCUGCUCCGAGGAGCUGCUCCUGCGACUCUCUGGUCGCCCUCUGCUGUGCUGUGUCCCUGCGGCCACUUUCGGCUGUUGCUACUGUAGUCACUUGCAGACCAAACCGAACCAGGAACGCUGCUUCUCUUACCAGAAAGGGUCAGGAAACUGGAGCAUGGCUAUGAGCAACGGAAACAGCGAUUUUAUGGUUCUGAGCAAUGGCAGCAUCGCAACCAGUGCUACCACCCCUUCUCCCCUCACCCCCGGUGAUGGAGACCCUGCAGCCCAGCAGCUCGCACCCAAAGAAGCACCCAGAACAAAAGUGAGUCCAAAUGGAUGCCUGCAAGUUAAUGGCACAGUUAAAUCAUCCUUUCUGCCUUUAGACAACCAAAGAACGCCUCCGGUGUUACCCCAGUGCUGCCAUCCUUGCCCAUACCAUCACCCUUUGACUUCCCAUGACAGUCACCAAGAGUGCCAUCCCGAGGCUGGCCCCGCAGCACCUCCUGCUUUGGCCUCGUGUUGCAUGCAGCCACACUCAGAGUACUCUGCAUCUCUCUGUCCAAACCAUUCACCUGUUUAUCAGACAACGUGCUGUCUUCAGCCCUCUCCAUCCUUCUGCCUGCAUCAUCCGUGGCCUGACCAUUUUCAGCAUCAGCAUGUGCCGCAGCACAUAGCCAACAUCAGGAGGAGAGAAGAAUGUAUCAGGAAAAGGGAAUUAAUGAAACUGCUUACUGAUGGUGUGAAGGCUAUUAAAAUGCAAAUGAAGUAUUAUUUGACCUGUUUAUCCAUUGACUUCUUAGUCAGUUAA